AUGACUGAAGUUUUAAAUUCUUCAGUUCGUCAACGUUUAGAACCUUACCUUUUGCUUUCUAAAUCUGCAAAAGGCGGUGCAUGUGUACAAUUAAUCAAAGAUGCACUGGCUGCGCCAGGUGUUUAUGUGUUUGCUGAAUUGCUAAGCAUGCCAAAUGUUGCUGAGCUUCAAAAGAAUGAGCAACACGUUUCAUACCACACAUUAUUAAGAUUAUUUUCUUAUGGCACAUACAAAGAUUAUAAAGAACAUGUAUCAACGUUGCCACCACUAGAUGCCACACAACUGAAUAAAUUGAAACAUUUAUCUAUCGUUUCCUUAUCUGAAGAAUCAAGAACAAUUCCGUACGAUAUACUUUUACAUUACCUUGAUAUACCAAAUGUUCGUGAACUUGAAGAUUUAAUUAUUGAGGCAGUCUAUCAGGAUGUUAUCAAAGGCAAAUUAGAUCAAAAAAGGAAACAGCUUGAAAUCGAGUAUACAAUGGGUAGAGAUUUACGACCUGGACAAAUCGAUCAAAUGUUGGAAGUAUUAAGCGUUUGGUCCCAAACUUCAGAGGAAAUUCUAAAAGUUACAGACGCCAAGAUUACACAAGUUCGUGAUACUGCUAUUGAGAACAAAAAACAAAGAGAGGAUUAUGAAAAAGAAGUAGAACGACUUCGCAAAGAAGUCAAAUCCAAUUCAAAGAAUACUGACCAUAUGGAAAUUAUGGCUGGAGGAGUUGAUCAAUACGCUAGCUUGGAAUAUCAUGACGAGAAUACAAAGGGUGGUAGAACAGGAAAGAGGUAUGAUAUCAUUUCAAAAUUUUACUCAGUUGUUGAUUGGAGUCGUUCGGUUCUUUAUUCGGUCAAAGGCCGAUAUUGGGGCUUGAUUUUUUAUAAAUAG
Messenger RNA from Funneliformis geosporum, 879 nucleotides. Lineage: Eukaryota; Fungi; Glomeromycota; Glomeromycetes; Glomerales; Glomeraceae. The record is from the annotation of a GenBank genome assembly.